AUGGAAGAGGAAUUUCAGGAGCAACUGGAGGAUGUCUCGCACCUGCCGCUCGUGCAGCGGAUGCAGCACAAGCAAAUGGGCAACAAGGAGAAGGCGUGGGCUGAUUGCGCAAGUCUUCUCAAAGAGCUCCCUGAGGGCGAUCCCCAAUUCAAGGAAUAUUCAUCGCUCAUCAAGAAGACUCUUAAGGAAAAGAGCCCGAAAUCCAUCAUGCUCUCACUCUCUUGCCUCGAAGCUCUACUGCAAGGAUGCACGCUGGACGACUCAGAAUACAACGAUCUGUUCGGACACAUCUGUGGUAAUCUGCUGAAUCACGCCAACAAGAAUAUUGCGAGUCAGGCGCGCGACGCACUCAACAUCUGCAUAGAACGGGAACAGAACGACAAUCUGGUCGACGCCUGCGUCAAAGCCGCGACCUCAUCGAAAGUACCGAAAGUACACGAAGUCAAUCUGGCCUUUCUAGUACAAGCUCUGAAAGACUAUGGGCCUGGGGUCGUCAAUCUCCGAAAAGUCAAGCCCGUCUUGACGUUGGUGACUAGCGCAAACGGUAACGUUCGCAAUGAAUGCCGGAACCUCAUCAUGGAGAUGUACCGAUGGGCUAAGGACGACAUGAAACCAUUGUUAAAAGACUUGCCUGAAAAGAACCUCCCCAAGGAAUCGGAUUUCGAGGCGCUUAGAGACGAAAAGCCCGAAGCAGUCAAGUUCACCCGUGCCGUACAAAAAGCCAAGGAGAAAGCAAUUUCCUCGGGCCAAGACCCCGUUGCGGUCGUGGCCGCCUCGACGGUCGUCGAUUCGCUCGUUGAUCCCAUCGAUAUUUUCAAAAAGAUCCCAGGACUCAUGAAGCUGCUCCAGGAUAAGACAGAACUGAAAACAGCGCUGCCGAAGUUGAGACAGGAGCUCGAAGAAAACAAGCUUCUCGUCCAGUCUUUGAAUUACGAUGAAUUGAUAAAACUCCUCUUGAAUAUCGCCGUCAACGAAGCCAAGUUCAUGCUUUCGGUCGAGGCGUGCAAAUGUCUUGCUCAGCUGGGCACGAAAACGCCGAACAGCAUCGCAUCACAUUCCAGCAGGGGAAUACCCGAGCUCGUCAAGAGAGCCGGCUUCAGACAGAGGGCGCUGGUCGAUGCAUGCGGGAAAGCUGUCGACUCCAUGCUUCCGACAGUGAAGUUCGAAAAGUUGCUCGACCUCAUGAUUGAACUGCUCGAGGACAAGAAACCAGACAUUAUAAUGGAAGCUGGAGAGCUCAUUGCGAGAGCGGUCCCAUUGUGUCCGGCGAACGACUGUCCCAAGAAACUCCCAGGAGGUCUGGUCGUCGCUCUGGGCAAGGCGUUCGCAUGCAGUAAACCCGAAGCUCGAGAUGCCUCCAUGAAAGCGGCUGGCGCUCUACUUAAGCUGACCAACGACAGAGCUCUACAAGCUCAAGUCGAAAAGCUGGACAGCGCGAAGAAAAACAAGGUGAACGACUUCAAGGAAAAAUGCGUACUGGGCGGCGGCAACGGUAUUUCAGCUGGCGCAGCCCAGCCCAGAGAAAACCCAAAGGCAUCUGCAGCUACCGCGCGAAGGGUUCCGAAGAUUCCCUCGAAGGAAAGUGUCGCGUCCGACGCAUCCGAUCCGAAGGAAUCAUCCGCACCUCCACCACCUACCGCGGCUAGAAAACCAGCAUCCAGGACGGCUGUCAAGACGGCUACCAGGGCUCCGCCUAAAACGGCUACAGGUGGAGCUAAGAAGAAGACAGCUUCAGCCGCGCCGGUGAAGGGUGCCGGCAAGAAUCUAUUCCACGAAAACGUCUUCUCGGACGAAGAUCUCAUAUGUCAGCUCGAAGGCGUCAUGAGCGACGCCGUGAAGAGCCAAAUCGCUGAUUCCAACUGGAAAACUCGAUUGGCUGCGUGCGAGGAGCUGCAGAAGUCUGUGACUAGCCUGCCCGACGGGAACAUUCCGGUCCAAGCCCUGACUCGAGCUCUCACCAAGAAGCCCGGGCUGAAGGAUAGCAACUUCCAAGUACUUAAGGUGAAAAUAGAAAUCCUCUCGGACAUCUUCGCUCGGGGCAACGUGUCCUUGCACACCGUCGACGCCUGCAAGGCCGACCUCGCUGAGAAGCUGGGAGACCUCAAGAACUCUGCCGUGGCUGCUCAGGCACUAAUGAGUCUCGCUGAAGCCACUUCGCUUGAUCUGGUGUCCACACAGGUUUUGGAGGCGGCCUUCGCCCAGAAAAGUCCCAAAGUUCAAUCGGAAGCCUUGAACUGGACCGGACAAGCGAUCAAAGAGUUCGGUUUCAAGGUGCCCGCCAGGAGUGUCAUCGAAACGAUGAAGACAGCCUUGGGGGCCAGCAACCCAGCGGUGAGAACUUCGGCGGUGAAGCUCUUCGGAGUGAUGUAUCUCUACUUGAAAGCACCCUUGAGAGGUUUCUUCGAAAAUGAAAAACCCGCGGUCCUAGCUCUUCUCGACCAGGAAAUAGCCGCGGUCCAGGAUCAAACGCCCCCGGCCCCUGUCCGAGGAGUCAAGAACUCCGAGUGCGACGAAGGAGACGACCGGGCCGAUGCGGGUGCUGAAGAAACCGUCGAAGAAGUGGACGCAACUGAUCUUCUGCCUCGAACAGAUCUGAGCUCCAAACUCCAGGGCGCAAUCAUCGCCGAAAUGGGAGACAGCAACUGGAAGGUGAGGAUGGAGGCCCUGACCAAAGUGCAGAGCAUCAUCAACGAAGCGAGCGCGAUAACUCCCGAUCUCGGAGAGCUGCCGAAAGCUCUCAAAGCUCGCAUCGCCGACACGAACAAGAACCUCGCGACGAGUGCCAUCAAACUCUGCCAAUCGCUGAUCGAAGCCAUGGGUCCUCACGGUAGCAAACACGCGCAACUUUUCCUCCCGGCCGUUAUGUCGGCACUGGCGGACUCCAAGGUCUCGGUUCGGACCGCUUCCAUCUCGUGUCUGGACAAAUGGUUCGAGAUCUGCAAAGAUCCAAUGAAUCUCUUUCUGGACGGCGACAAGAUGAGCGACGCCCUGAAAACAGAGAACCCGUUCCUCAGGAGCGAUCUGCUCGAUUGGUUCGCCGCGAAACUGGACGCCCAUAAAGGCAAACUGAACAAAGAGUUCCUGAACACUUGCAUCAGUCCAGUGUUCUCGUGUCUCGAGGACCGAAACGGCGAAGUCAGGAAAAAGGCUCAGGCUUGUCUUCUGCCUCUGGGCAAACACACGGGCUUCAACGCCCUGCUUUCGAGAUGUAACGCCUUGCCGCCCUCUAGCAAGGGCACUAUAGGCAAACAUCUCGAAGCCAUCAAGGGCGAUUUGAUGAAAUGUCAAGCGCCCCCGCCUUCGGCCGCGCCCCCUGCGCCAGCUGCGGCUAAAGUUCCCGAGAGGAAGCCGCUGGGGACGUUCACCCGCAAACAUUCGAACCUGACGAAAGCCAGAGACAUUGAAACCGAAGACGAGACGUCGCCGCAGAAAGAGGAGAAACGAUCGGGGAGGAAGGGCGAGGAAGAACUCAACCCGGCUAUGUUGUUCGCCGGUAGAGACCUUCGACAACCCGCCACACGGAAAGAUCCCUUGAUGCGUUGGUACAUUCACGACACCAAGACCUUGGAGAAGGACAAGCAGGAGCUGCUGGGUGAACUUAAACGGAUGUUCGAGAUCGCUGGUGCCAGCACUCAGUGCAUCCAGCUUUCCUUCUCGGAGAUGCUUCAACACCAUCAGAAAAUCACCGACAUCUGGAUCCAGGCACUUCGCGAUGAGUCUACGCAGGAUUUGAUCCUGGCGAACCGCGACCUCAUAAUUCGUUGGGGAGCGGUGCACUGCUACGAUAAGAACUGGAUGACGAUCAAUCACUUCAUGCGUUUUCUCCUGGAACUGUUCCCAAUCAUGGAGGAGAGGAACAUCUCGCUCGAAGUCGUCGAAGUCAACAUCCUUCUGCCGAAUUUCUUCUCAAAAUUCGUCUCGAUGACGGCGCAAAGUCAGGAACUAGUCGAUAGCGUCAUGAGAUCCCUACCGACGGUGUGCAAGUCGUCCCAGAUCUUCCUCAAUGUCUCGGACAUGCUGAAAAACCAGAAGAACUUCAAGCUGGCCAAAAACAUGAUCGACGAGAUGAAUAAACUGAUGGAAGAACACCGAGAGGAGAUCAGACGACUACCGAAUCUCCGAGUCAUCGUGAAAUCAUUGUCCGAUUUCACUAAGCAAGCGAACAUGAAAGAGCUCUGCCUCAGAACAAUCGCUGAGCUGUGCUACAUCAAGGAAGGACAAAAAGAUCAGAGAGAAAUGAUGCGAGAAAUAAACGAUAAGGAUCGCGCAUCGGUCGAAAAGUACAUGACGAAGAUCAAGGAGGAAAGACCCUCACCGUCACAGAUGAGAGAAGCUGUCACCGAGCCUUCGUCUCCGGCGCGUCACCUGGCUAGACCUUCAGCUGGGGGUGGCGGCGGAGGUGGCACUCUGACAUUCAACCGGACCGUGGUUCGAACCUCGGCCGGUGGUCGAGGGAUUCCGUCACCUCGAGGAGCACUCCAGUUCUCACCGAGGGCUACCGCACAGUAUCAGCUGGACUUGAAUGCUGUCAACAAUAAUGAAGCGCCGCCGUCGGGCGGCAUCGCGGAUCCCUGUGGCACAUUUGUUCGCACCACAAGCAACAACCGAUCACCUUUGGGUCUUUCACGGACCAUCAGGCAACCAUCGGCACCGGUGCGGGCGGCUUAUGACGCAGAAAACUUCGAGCGUAUAUCACGCAUGGCAGAUAUUGCUUUGAAGAAGGAAGAAACGACGCGUGCAUACAGCGGAAGAAUCACCAAGCUCCCUGCGAGCAUCUCUUGCGCUCCGCAGACUGGUCUGGACGAGCACGUGAUUGCACGCAAACUCAACUGCACCGCCAUCGAAGAUGUUAUUCUCGCCGGCCAGCAGAUUUUAAUGUCGUUACAGAGCGCCGACACGGAAACCGAACUUCCCGAUGUGAACGAGCCUUACAUCAACUCGUUGUUCUCGAAUGUGGGUCAGCAAUGGAAUACGGUGCUCACGCUCUACAUCCCCGAUGACACGUGCAGGGAGGAGGACAUCCGUCAGGUUAUUCGCACACUCGGAGCGUGCGUCUACGCAGUGAUAACGACAGGAUCCUACGCGAAACUGGCCAGCCAGUCCUCCUUGGAGUCUCUUCUCCCACCGGCGUUCCAAUUGCUCUCUCAUGAAUUCUUGGAGAAGUUCUGCAAACCUGGUUCUAGUUCAUCGGAUGUGCAGAAGCUGCUCAACGACAUAAUUGUUAAAUCGCUCGACAAGAGCAACGCAACACGAGUCACGUGCGCCCUCCUCCGGAUGUACACGGACCGAGUUACCCGCAAGCUACACGAACAGGAUCGGAAUUCCAGAACCUGUCUUGAUCUGAUGACAAAGUGUCUCUGGAAGCUCGUCCGACACUGGAAGCAGCACCUCCCGGAUGACCUGGAGGUCCUGCCUGUGCUACGAACGGGUGAUGACUGUCUAACGGCCUUCGCGGCGUUGCCGGUCAACGCUUGCGACGUCGAUAAAGAGUUGCGGACGGUGAAGAGUGUCAUCAGCGAGCUCUUCAAUCACCAUGAGAACAGGGUCCUGGAACAGACGAUGACGCACUUCGUUCCUGACAGCGAAGUGUACAAAACGGUGAUGAGGGCGAAGCGCAACAAGGAACGCUGCUUCAAGCAGGAUAAGGAUCGGACCCGCUUGAAGCAACUGAUGACUAGGUUCCAGGAAACUGGCGAUCUCGAGGAGCUUGUCAUCCACAUCUUGGUCGAAGAUAUUCCUCAAGAUGAAGUUUCGCGUCUCUGCCAGACCUCGGACCAGCACGAAGCAAUAAAACAAGUUUACCGUGAACUACCGAAUAUCACCAAAUCUAUCGAAGCGAAAGGCUUCCCGGAAAAUUUCGGCUACCUGUCUUCGGAAGCGGUGACCGAGAUCAUGAAG
Molecule: messenger RNA, 5898 nt
Organism: Galendromus occidentalis (western predatory mite)
Lineage: Eukaryota; Metazoa; Arthropoda; Arachnida; Mesostigmata; Phytoseiidae
Gene: msps
Product: msps cytoskeleton-associated protein 5
Exons: 15
Biological process (GO): establishment or maintenance of microtubule cytoskeleton polarity; spindle organization; microtubule polymerization
Molecular function (GO): microtubule plus end polymerase activity; microtubule plus-end binding
Source: RefSeq, a predicted model, not a curated record